Molecule: messenger RNA, 909 nt
Organism: Mus pahari (shrew mouse)
Lineage: Eukaryota; Metazoa; Chordata; Mammalia; Rodentia; Muridae
Gene: Alkbh2
Product: alkB homolog 2, alpha-ketoglutarate dependent dioxygenase
Exons: 4
Coding region: 166-885 (239 amino acids)
Biological process (GO): DNA repair
Source: RefSeq, a predicted model, not a curated record
GAGGGUUCCCGGGGCUGCGGAGCUGCGUGUGUCCUUGCAGAGACCUGACCCACGCUCUCCCGUGGAACCCGGCUGCUCGCCCGUGCCAGUCCCUACCCCGCGGGGGCGCAGGGCAGAGGCACCCUGCUUUUCCGGGACGUGUCUGAGCUGUGAGGGGGCGGCGGGAUGGACAAGUUCCUGGUGAGGCCAGACCUCGGCGACCUCCGAGGGGGAGGGGAGGAGCCCGCCCCGACGGGAGGAGCCUCGGGCGACCUGCGGAGCCCCGGCUGGCGACACCUCCGCGCGGAAGGUCUGAGCUGCGAUUACACCGUCUUGUUCGGCAAAGCCGAGGCAGACAAGAUUUUCCGAGAGUUGGAGCAAGAAGUGGAGUAUUUUACGGGUGCACUCGCCAAGGUCCAGGUGUUCGGAAAGUGGCACAGUGUUCCCAGGAAGCAGGCGACCUAUGGAGACGCUGGCCUCACGUACACAUUUUCUGGUCUCACCCUGACACCCAAGCCCUGGAUUCCAGUUCUAGCGCGUGUUCGAGAUCGAGUCUGCGAGGUGACGGGACAGACCUUCAACUUUGUACUCGUGAACAGGUACAAAGAUGGCUGCGACCACAUCGGGGAACACAGAGAUGAUGAGAGAGAGCUGGCCCCGGGGAGCCCCAUCGCAUCUGUCUCCUUUGGCGCUUGCAGAGACUUUCUCUUCCGGCACAGAGACUCUCGAGGGAAGAGGCCCCGGAGGACAGUGGAGACGGUCAGGCUGCAGCUGGCACAUGGAAGCCUGCUGAUGAUGAACCCCCCCACCAACACCCACUGGUACCACAGUCUCCCCAUCCGCAAGAGGGUCCUGGCUCCGCGGGUCAACUUGACCUUUCGGAAAAUUUUACCUACUAAGAAAUAAAAUAUGUCUUUAUUUAUUAAUGUA